This is a messenger RNA of Botrytis byssoidea, 948 nucleotides long. RefSeq lists its product as uncharacterized. Gene Ontology annotation, cellular component: peroxisome; cytoplasm; mitochondrion. Lineage: Eukaryota; Fungi; Ascomycota; Leotiomycetes; Helotiales; Sclerotiniaceae. Bases 1 to 690 code for a protein of 229 amino acids. The transcript has 4 exons. Gene Ontology annotation, biological process: cellular response to oxidative stress; hydrogen peroxide catabolic process; cell redox homeostasis. The record is from RefSeq and is a predicted model, not a curated record. Gene Ontology annotation, molecular function: thioredoxin peroxidase activity.
AUGUGUCUCCGACUACGGGUGCGGUAUCAGGUUACAGGUGCCUACCUGGAUAGAGAGAGACAGUCUCGUUGCUACCUUCCUCUUUCUAUUCUCAUCCUCUACAAUAUCAUCUUACCUUUGCAUUCAAGCAAUCACAUACUCAAACAGAACACACAAGCCCUCACAUAUCCAUAUCUCAAAAUGUCUGAAGCAACCUUGAAGCUCGGUGACUCCCUCCCAGAGGGCGUCAAGUUUGGCUGGAUCCCACCUACCCCCGAAAACGCAGAUAUCAAAGCAUGCGGAAUGCCAAUUAUCUACAACGCAUCCAAGGAAUGGGCCAACAAGAAAGUCGUCAUCUUCUCCCUCCCCGGUGCAUUCACCCCUACCUGCAGCGCAUCGCAUUUACCAGGCUACAUUGCCAAUCUCCCUGCUCUCCGCGAGAAGGGCGUCGAUGUCGUAGCUACCAUUGCUUACAAUGAUCCUUUCGUUAUGAGCGCAUGGGGAAAGGCAAAUGGAAUUCACAAUGAGGAUAUUCUCUUCCUCUCCGACAACCAAUGUGCCUUCUCCAAACUCCUCGGCUGGACCGAUGGUGAACGUACCGGCCGCUACGCUCUCAUCAUCGACAACGGAAAGAUUGUAUAUGCAGAGAAGGAGCCUGGAAAGGGAGAGGUCACUGUUUCCGGAGCUGAGGCUGUUUUGAGCAAGUUGUAGACGCUUGACGGAUGGAGGAAUUAAUAAAAUACUAAUACACAUACACAUAUGAUUUGGAGCGAGAUUUGAGCAUGAGUUAUAGAUUAGAUGGUUAGACUGGCUAUAUAGAAAUGGAUAGAGGAGAAUACUAUAUAGAUCUCUACUCUGAACGUUGUAUAUGAGCGUUGUCUAGUUCUUAUUCUAAUGAUGCUUUUCUAUCUUUUAUCCCAAUCACAUGCAUGCGUAAGAUCGAAUGAUGCAAAUACCUCGAAGUUACUA